This is a messenger RNA of Aspergillus candidus, 658 nucleotides long. RefSeq lists its product as uncharacterized. NCBI's taxonomy places the organism in Eukaryota, Fungi, Ascomycota, Eurotiomycetes, Eurotiales, Aspergillaceae. Bases 340 to 588 code for a protein of 82 amino acids. The transcript has a single exon. The record is from RefSeq and is a predicted model, not a curated record.
CCCGACGGUGCCAUUCAUGACUGCGCCGUAGUCUGCAUCGCUAGUCCGAGCGCGUAAUCGAUACCCCCAAGGCAAAGAAUCAUUGGAAGAUGCAUGACACUCCGGGUUUAUUUGGCGCAUGAAGGGAGAGAAAUUGGGGGCCAUUCGAACCUCAUUUGCCCGGUCAAUAUACAACCCCUGUAUCACAAUCCAGCAUUGUGCCUAUUGUUGUCAGUCAACCGCCAAGCUCAUGAUGGUGUGUGAGUGCAUGGUGGUGUGUGAGUGUGUGUGGUACUUGAUCAACACAUAGCCACAGCCACGCACUUCCCUGGGAUGCGCAUCCCCUCUUUUCCCUGACUCAUGUCAAGUGUUUUGACCUAUUUUAGUGUUCUGAGACUGGCUAUUCUGCUAGAGGGAGUGACCCGAAGUACUAUCCAGCGCGGGCGGCGGGGCUUCUGUUUCAAAGAUGCGCUCGGUUGGGACACACUCUGUAUCAGUAGCCAGAUUACUUCGCCUCAUUUGCAUUGCAAACAUUGGUGCUUCCGCAUACUGGUCGCUUUCCACCAGCAAAAUCGAGCUGUAGAGAUAGGUAUAUUACCAUAUGUUUGAGGCUGAGGUGUGACCAGCUGUAGGAUAAUCGAUUGUGUGGGGUAGUGCCGAUGGAGAGGGUCAAAUGAUG